UUAACGAUGCAGAGAUGUGAUUUGUUUACUUCCGACUUCAGACUUUCUUUGGAAAAUUGGGAGUAAACUGGAAAAGUGUGUUUGUUCGUCCCAUUGAUAUAUAAACAAAUGUUACCUUAUGUUUAUCUUUUUCUGUAAUAAGAAUGGCUGAUGAAGUGUUAUUUGAUCUGCUGCACUUGGAACUCGUCUCUACUUUUGCAGCAUCAGCGGAAGAAUGCAAAGACUUCGAUGUCUCGAAAUUAGAAACUGUGGGAUUUUGCACUGGUUACCGUUUGGUUGAAAGGCUAACUAAAGAAAGUUCUAGGUUUAAAGAUGAAUUAGAUAUAAUGAAGUUCAUAUGUAAAGAUUUCUGGUCCAGUGUCUUUAAAAAGGAAAUUAAUAAUCUUCGCACGAAUAAUCAAGGAGUAUAUGUACUUCAUGAUAAUGCCUUUAGAUUUUUAACAAAAGUUACAAAUAGCAAUCAAUAUUUAAAUGCCACACCAAAAUAUUUGGCUUUUACCUGUGGACUUGUUCGUGGAGCGUUGAUGAACUUUGGAAUAACAUCGGUUGUAACAGCUGAUGUUUCAUCUCCUCCAACAUGUAAAUUUCAAGUUGUCGCUCAACGUUUAUAGACUGUUUCGUGACCUGUAUUAUUAAUAUGAAAAGAAUUUGUACUAAUUUAAUAGUAACACUCUCAAUUUAUCUUCAAAUGUAUUGAGCCCUAUAUUCUGAAAAUCCUUGUAUGAAUUUAUUGUUGAAAAGUUUUUUUUUUUUUUUUUGUAAGAAAUAAAA
Uloborus diversus is the source of this 771-nucleotide messenger RNA. It is a transcript of the gene Trs33, whose product is annotated as trafficking protein particle complex subunit 6B-like. NCBI's taxonomy places the organism in Eukaryota, Metazoa, Arthropoda, Arachnida, Araneae, Uloboridae. Gene Ontology annotation, cellular component: cis-Golgi network; trans-Golgi network; TRAPP complex. The coding region runs from base 144 to 611 and encodes 155 amino acids. The record is from RefSeq and is a predicted model, not a curated record. The transcript has a single exon. Gene Ontology annotation, biological process: endoplasmic reticulum to Golgi vesicle-mediated transport; regulation of GTPase activity.